Malurus melanocephalus (red-backed fairy wren) is the source of this 3594-nucleotide messenger RNA. RefSeq names its product PWP2 small subunit processome component (gene PWP2). Gene Ontology annotation, biological process: maturation of SSU-rRNA from tricistronic rRNA transcript (SSU-rRNA, 5.8S rRNA, LSU-rRNA); ribosomal small subunit assembly. The transcript has 20 exons. NCBI's taxonomy places the organism in Eukaryota, Metazoa, Chordata, Aves, Passeriformes, Maluridae. The annotation marks the transcript as partial. Gene Ontology annotation, molecular function: protein binding. The record is from RefSeq and is a predicted model, not a curated record. Gene Ontology annotation, cellular component: small-subunit processome; Pwp2p-containing subcomplex of 90S preribosome.
UUCCUGCCCCCGCAGUUCUCCGGCCUGCUGGGCACCGUGUACCGCCGCGGCAACCUCAGCUUCACCCGCGAUGGCAACUCCCUGCUCAGCCCCGUCGGCAACAGGAUCUCCCUCUUCGACCUCAAGAAUAACAAGUGUGAGACAUUGCCUUUGGCUACGCGGCUCAAUAUUGUGUGYGUGGGGCUCUCUCCAGAUGGAAGUCUUGCCAUUCUAAUUGAUGAAGAGGGAGCUGCAUUGCUUGUCAGUUUGAUUGGGAAAUGUGUGAUACAUCAAUUUUAUUUUCACAAGCCRGUUCACAGUGUCAGCUUCUCCCCUGAUGGCAAGAAAUUUGUGGUUGCAAAAGACAACCUUGCUUACCUGUACCAUGCUCCUGGGAAGAAACGAGAAUUCAAUGCCUUUGUUUUGGACAAAACCUACUAUGGCCCAUAUGAUGARACAACUUGUAUUGACUGGACUGAUGAUUCCAAAUGCUUUGCAGUGGGGAGCAAGGACAUGUCUACGUGGGUGUUCGGAGCAGAACGAUGGGCAAACUUGAUCUACUACUCUCUUGGAGGCCAUAAGGAUGUCAUAGUAGCCUGCUUUUUUGAAGAGAACAGCCUAGAUCUGUACACCAUUAGCCAGGAUGCAGCYCUGUGUGUGUGGCAGUGUGACACAGAGCUGGAUGGUUUGAAGCCCAUGCCCCCUAAAGAUGCAGCUAAGGAAAAGAAGGUAGCAGAAGAUGAUGAAGAGCUGCUUGAAGAGCCAAAGGGUGAAGAAAUCCAUGGAAAAGCUGAUCCAAGUGAACAAGAGACUAGGAAUAAGGUUAAAUAYUCACGUGUAGCAAAGUAUUUUUUCAAUAAAGAGGGAGAUUUUAAUAACCUGACAGCUGCAGCCUAUCACAAGAAAACACAUCUUUUAGUCACUGGUUUUGCCUCUGGAAUCUUUCACCUCCAUGAGCUUCCAGAUUUCAAUCUGAUCCACUCCUUGAGUAUUUCAGACCAAAGGAUAGCUUCUAUUUCUAUCAACUGCACUGGUGACUGGAUUGCUUUUGGAUGUUCAGGUUUGGGUCAGCUCCUGGUGUGGGAAUGGCAGAGUGAGUCCUACGUGCUGAAGCAGCAGGGACAUUUCAACAGCAUGGUYUCCUUGGCAUAUUCUCCAGAUGGACAGUACAUAGUAACUGGAGGGGAGGAUGGGAAAGUGAAAGUGUGGAACACUUCCAGCAGCUUUUGUUUUGUCACCUUUACAGAACACAGCAGUGGUGUAACUGCAGUAACUUUCACUUCCACUGGUUAUGUUGUUGUGAGUGCUUCCCUCGAUGGAACAGUGCGUGCCUUUGAUCUGCACAGGUACCGCAAUUUCCGUACCUUUACGUCUCCACGACCAAGUCAGUUCUCCUGCUUAGCUGUGGACUCCAGUGGUGAAAUUGUGGCAGCUGGUUCCCAGGAUUCCUUUGAAAUAUUCAUCUGGUCAAUGCAGAGUGGGAGGCUGCUGGAUGUCUUAGCAGGUCAUGAGGGUCCCAUCAGCAGCUUGUCCUUUAACCCAAUGAAGUGUGUUCUAGCCAGUGCCUCUUGGGAUAAGACUGUCAAGUUAUGGGAUAUGUUGGACAGUUGGAGAACUAAGGAGACACUAAUAAUGAACUCAGAUGUUCUUGUUGUUGCCUUCCGUCCUGAUGGCAAGGAGCUCGCAGUUGCUGCUUUGAAUGGCCAGAUAACGUUUUGGGAUCAUGAAAAUGCAGUGCAGACCGGCUCCAUUGAGGGCAGGCACGAUCUCCAGAUGGGGAGGAAGGAGCUGGAUAAAAUCACUGCCAAGCAGGCAGCCAAGGGCAAAUCUUUUACUACUCUGUGUUACUCAGCAGAUGGCGAAUCUAUUCUGGCAGGUGGAUUGUCAAAAUUUGUCUGUAUAUAUAAUGUCAAGGAACAGAUUCUUAUGAAAAAAUUUGAAAUCUCAUGCAACUAUUCUUUAGAUGCAAUGGAGGAGUACUUAGAUCGCAGAAAAAUGACUGAGUUUGGCAGCAUGGCUCUGAUUGAUGAUGGGGGUGGAGGUGAUGAUGGUGUUGCCAUCCCUCUUCCUGGAGUAAAAAGAGGUGACAUGAGCUAUCGACACUUUAAACCAGAAAUAAGGGUGACUUGUGUGCGAUUCUGUCCUACAGGACGAAGCUGGGCAGCAACUACCACAGAGGGUCUCCUGCUCUAUUCACUGGACUCUGGGCUAAUUUUUGAUCCUUUUGAGCUGGAUAUUGAUGUCACACCCAGCAAUAUACACAAAACAUUGCGUCAGAAGGAAUAUACUAUGGCUAUUGUCAUGGCCUUCAAGCUGAAUGAAAAAAAAUUAAUUCAAGAAGUCAUAGAGGCUGUCCCUAGCAGUGAAGUUGAUGUAGUCUGCUCAUCCCUGCCAGACCUGUAUGUGGAGAAGUUACUGGAGUUCCUSGCCUCUGCAUUUGAGACCUCGUGUCACUUGGAGUUCUAUCUCAUUUGGUCUCAUAAGUUGCUCAUGCUGCAUGGACAGAAACUGAAAACAAGGUCAGUGAAGCUGCUCCCUGUGAUUCAGUUCCUUCAGAAGAGCAUCCAGCGUCACUUCGAAGAUGUUUCAAAACUCUGUGAAUGGAACAUCUACAACAUCAAAUAUGCGCUGGCCAUUUCACAACAGCGGGGCRUGAAACGUCUGGCAGAGGAAACACCAGGAGAUGAAGAAGAAUUGGAUUCUGACAGYGAUUAUCUUAUGCAAGAAGUUCAUAGGGAUAAAUUGAAUUCCUAAUUACUCCUUGUGAGAGGGAGAAAACCUCAGACAGUAUUUUAUGCAGUGGUAUUCACUGAAAAUGAGUGGCCCUCAUAGAGGCAUGAAUUCCUCAUAGUGUGAUGGAAUUCCAUUUGAGAUAAUGAUGGAAAUGCAGGACUUGCCAUGGAUAUGGCACUUUACUUACUUCAUGUACACUUUGGCUGUAAACUUUGAGCAUUGAUUUCUUGAAUAAUUAAUUUAGUCUUCUUUUAGUAAUUCCUUAUUUCAAAUAGGUAAAAGAAAAGGGUUCAUCCAUCUGAGUUAAUGAUGGAAAUGCAGGAUUUGCCAUGGAUAUGGCACUUAUUUCAUGUACCGUUUGGCUGUAAACUUUGCGUAUUGAUUUCUUGAAUAAUUCAUUUAUUCUUCUUUUACUAAUUUCUUGUUUCAAAUAGGUAGAAGAAUAGGGUUCUUAGUGAAGUUAGAAGUAGACUGGAAGAAGUUUAUUCUUCCUUAAAAAUGUGUUGUACAUUAAGUAUUUGGAGUUUUGUAGUGCAGGCUUAUCCUACAUUGGACUCUGAAUUUUAGAAAGGAUAAAAAAAUUUAAUAAUUGGGAGCCUGUGUACUUCUUUCAACUUGUUUUAAAUGUUUUACUUGGAUUUAGUAUUUACAUAUUUCUGGAACGUUUUUCUUUGGAAGUUCUGUAACUUCCAAACUUGAUGAGGUUUCCGUAAUGAGGAUAAAUGUUAGACCCAUAACAACGAUUGUGGGAGAAAAUUUACUGGACUUCACAACUCCAUCAAGGUUUGAUUGACAACCACCGUAGUGGAAAUUUGUUUGCACAUUAUCAACUCAAAAAUGUAACAAACUCUAAGAGAAUGUGUUACAAAUUUCAUGGCUUGU